AUGGGCACCGAGAGUCAGUCUCAGAGAAGCAGUUCACAAAAUAUUCUCAAUCCCAGAGCCGGCGAUAACAUCGAAGGCGACCCGACCCAGCCAACCAAACGAAGCCCAGCUUAUGUUUCACCAAUCCCAAAGAUCGGUACCUUCACGCCCAUGUUUCAAGACAUCCAAAUACCAGCCCUCGGUCGACCACGUCUAUCGUCCUUCAUCGGCACUCUUCUCAUCGGAAAACCGAUAGACGAAGACGGCGACAUUGUAGACGAAAAGACAGGCCAAGUUCUAGCUCGAGCUGGUGGGGAUCUACCGUCCAUCGUAGGAAGGGUAGUGUCCAACAGCCAGGGCGAUAUACUAGGCGAUGAUGGAAAGUUGUUGGGUUAUGUGGCAGAUGUAGAGCUGGGUCGCACACGGCCGCCCAUUUCUCCUGAGCAGCCACGCAGCUUGUUUGAGCUGAUGGGAAAAGCGGCCAGCUCGUUGAUGGUUGACCAUCAAGGGAACAUACUUGAUGCGAGCGGAUUUAUAGUUGGAAAGUUUUACUGUCAUGAAGAUGCUAUUCACGACGCCGAUAAUGCCGAGGGGAACAUGCCGCCCAAUGACAAAACAGAAAGGAGACAACAACAGCCAUCAUGUCAAUCACAACAUCUUACAACACCUCCCGAACAACAGCCAGAACAGCAAAAAGCACAACCAACAGGAGAUUCGUCCAAUGCAGGGCAAAAUCAAGGCAGUGAGAGGACGAAUGCCAGAGCUUGGAAAAAGGAGAGUCCAGAAGAGAGUCCUUCGGAUAUAUUUUUGGACGUCAAGUCUACAAGAGAGGGAGUUCAACUGACCAUUCGAAUCCCUACUGUCUUCCCUGCGCCAAGGCUAGCACCUCCUGAUUCUUCAUGA
Messenger RNA from Thermochaetoides thermophila DSM 1495, 882 nucleotides. RefSeq lists its product as uncharacterized. Lineage: Eukaryota; Fungi; Ascomycota; Sordariomycetes; Sordariales; Chaetomiaceae. Bases 1 to 882 code for a protein of 293 amino acids. The record is from RefSeq and is a predicted model, not a curated record. The transcript has a single exon.